UCCACCGACUAGAUUAAUUGCAAGUUAAUUAAAGAAAUUGUCGACAAGGUGAACAGUCACUAAAAAAAUAUGGAGUUCUUAAUAAACUUGUCAACGCUCAGACAAAUUGUCUUGCAUUAUUUUAUGUUUUUUUUCAGUACAGUAUUCGAUAUUUUUUCACUGAAAGUCAAUCCGUUGUUAAAUAAGCUUUGUUCUAAUAUCAUUUUUUAAUAAUGUUUUCCAAAAAAUACAGAAAUACGGAUGUUGUGAAAUAGGGCUUACUUUUUUCGGUUGUGUAAGUACUUUUCGCCACUCAUUUUUUCAAGCAUUUUAAAAGUGGUGCUCCUCGCGGAAUUUAGUUGAAACAGUCGUAAUUUUUAAUUGAUUUUUGUCGCAAAUAAAAAAUGUGCAAAACAUCAUUCGAAAUACUCUAAUAAUUGUCUAAUAUAGGUGUUAAAUAAGAAAAGUACUGUGCCGUGUAAUUUUGGGGGUUUUCGAAAGCUGCUGUUUCUUAAAAAUCAACUGAAAAUAAGUGGCGAAAAAGUACUUACAAAGUGGCGAGAAAGUGUUCACAAGGUGGUGAAAAGUACUGAAACAUGCAUUGUUGCAGGAAAUGUACUUUUUCAACCAGAUACUCAAAAGUUCCCGGAAAGUCUCCUGGUUCAAUAGAUAGACAAUGCUUAAAAGCACUUGUACACAAAAUUUCAUUUUAUUUCGACAAAAAGUGUAUGUUUUAUAAGGGUGUCAAACCUUAAGGUGGCGAAAAGUACUUACUCUACCCUAUAACGUUUAUAACAUACCAAAUUAAUGCUUUUUUAAAUAAAGGGAAAUAAAGGGAAGAUAAAUAAAGAUUCCAACAACAUUCAGUAAAUUCAACAUAAGCAAAGAAUAUUACACAAGUUCUCAUAUUCAAUUUUGUAAAAGAAAACAAUGCUUUGUUGAUGGAGUUCUGAACAAGCCAACAUACAUUUUAGAAUAAAACGAAAAUAAAAAAAUACAGAAAUUUUUAGAAUAUAUACAUAAAAAAAAUUGUUCUUUUAAACUGCAAUGUUUGAUUUUCUUCAUAUCUAAUUGAUACCCCACGUUUGUGUUGUUGUGAAAAAAUAUGAAAUAUCAAAUGGCAAAGUCAGAGAAUGUUUAUUCAUAAAUUAUGCAUAUACUUAUAAUUUAUGAGGAUUUUUUAUGUGUGUAUUUUUUUUAUGUUUUGAACAUAAGAUUACAUUGCAUGAUCACGUUGAGUCUCGCAUGAUUAUUUAUGUCGGACAUCUCUUGCGGGAAGCAAGGGAAAAUUUACAACAAAAUAAUUGUGUCACACUCUAUCACUCAAACUCUUUUCUGUGAAGUAUUUUCUACCACUAUACCUACGUAUACACUACGAAACAAAUUUGAAUAUGUUUCAGCUAGAAUUAUACGGUUGCCUAAAUAAAUUAGUAGCAAAUUGGUAGCAUAUUAUGAAUGUCUCAAUGUGAUGCUUACAUAGAAAAAAGACUUAUGAUCUCAAUAAUUAAAUUUCUUGAUUAAGUAAAAAUAUUAAAAAUUAUCUAUUAUUUAAUAUUAAGUUUGAAAAAGUGCGAAUUGACCUAAUUCUGAAACACACAUGAAUAUACUUCCAAAAUUACCUUUCCACCCUUUCCACCAUCAAUUUUUCCAAAUGCUUUUAAUACUUUAGUUUGAUAACACAAUUCAUGAUAGAUAGGGAACACAGAGUAAUAUGCAAAUUAAAAAUAGACAUAAAAAAUUGAGAAAAAAGAUUCUUCAGCUAAAAGAUCCUUUCUAAAUUCCUCUCUGGAUAAAAUAUAUAGUUGAAUUCAAAAAGGAAAAGUACUUCAGCAAACUUCAGGUUGUGUUGUUUGCUGCUGUCGAAAUGACAUAUACAACAGCAGCCAUAUCUAAGAAAAAGAAGAAGAAAGGUCUUUAUAAAUCGAUUUUACUUCAUCGCAUAUAAAGGAUUCUCCACCAUAUCGCACAGUUACAAUAUUGGGAGUUUCGUGCGUCAUUUGUCGUUUGUAGCGCAGAAUCAUCGCUAAAUCAUUUGCAGGCCGUGGAUAAUAUUUGAUGAGAUAUUGUGCCACGCCACAGGUGAAAAAGUGCUUUGGGGCGCUGCAUUGCCAUCAGCGACAUCUGUUUAAGCAUCCGGACCGUCCGUGGUAGUCAACAACACAGAGCUAAAAAAAAAAGGAAAUUUUAAGAGGCAUAAUCAACACUGAAGUAUUGUGAAUCACUGAGAUAGACAUUAGAGCCCCUUGUGGCUUCUACCUUUGAAAAAAAAAGAAAUCUGAAGGGAGUGUGAUACUAGAGAUAAUCUAUUGAGGCUCAAAUAUUGUGAAUGAGUCAGCCGUGAGGGUGUGGUUGUAAAAGCUGACUCGGAAAUUUGGGGUCCACACCGCAAGAGUGCGCCCCAUGAUCAAUGCAAUAAAGUGGACCACACUGUAUCACGCACUAACACACAAAGACGGGAUUUCCAGAAAAUUUCAAAGAAAACUUGUACUGUUGAUUACAAUUGAUUAGUGUGGCCUUUUUUGUGUACGGCUGGAGCGACAGUGGCUGCGAUGCGUGAAUACAAGAUAGUGGUGUUGGGUAGUGGGGGCGUUGGCAAAAGUGCACUCACUGUACAGUUUGUUCAGGGAAUAUUUGUGGAAAAAUAUGAUCCAACUAUUGAGGAUAGCUACAGAAAGCAAGUGGAAGUUGACGCUCAGCAAUGCAUGCUAGAGAUCCUAGAUACGGCCGGAACAGAACAAUUUACCGCCAUGAGGGACUUGUAUAUGAAGAAUGGCCAGGGAUUUGUUCUUGUCUACUCCAUAACAGCCCAAUCAACAUUCAAUGACUUACAAGAUCUCAGGGAACAAAUACUGAGAGUUAAGGAUACCGAUGACGUGCCAAUGGUUCUCGUGGGUAACAAGUGUGAUUUGGAAGAUGAAAGAGUUGUUGGAAAAGAAUUGGGUAAAGGUCUCGCCAGCCAGUUCAAUUGUGCAUUUAUGGAGACAUCAGCCAAAGCUAAAGUUAAUGUGAACGAGAUAUUUUACGAUUUAGUGCGGCAAAUCAACAAAAAAUCGCCAGAGAAGAAGCAGAAACAGAAAAAAAAAUCUAUCUGUGCGUUACUAUAAGAGACUUUAGAAAUAUAAUAACAAAUAAGAGACAAAAAAAAAUGAUGAACAUUUUUAGGUAUAUUUAAAUAACAGGCGUGUAUCUGUUUGGUGUCAUUUCCAUUCCUUGCUCUUCGAACGAAAACAAACAACACUUGUAUUAAUAUUUUCGAAAAUUUCACGUUUUAAAUUUUUCAAUUGGAUUUAGAAAUAAUUCAGAGGGAGAGAAAAUAUCUUUAAAAGAUGUUGAAAGAAAAUGAAUAUUUAAAUGUUAAACGACUUAAGCGAUGGAUUAGAAAUUUAACAGAGCUCAAUUUUUCCCUUUGGUUUUUUUCUAUAUAUAUUAUAUAUAUUUAAAAGAGAAUAGGUUUAUAUAUUUCCUCAAAUCGUCGAUGCUCCCCUGAUCCAAUAAAGUAAAAGGUAGUAAGAAUAUAUUGAAAACCAAGAAACAAAGUGAAAAACUUAUGAUUAUAAAUAUUUAAAAAAAAAAUGAGAUAAAUAAAAUAAAAAAAAGUUA
This is a messenger RNA of Phlebotomus papatasi, 3579 nucleotides long. RefSeq names its product ras-related protein Rap1. Gene Ontology annotation, cellular component: plasma membrane. NCBI's taxonomy places the organism in Eukaryota, Metazoa, Arthropoda, Insecta, Diptera, Psychodidae. The transcript has a single exon. Gene Ontology annotation, biological process: negative regulation of synaptic vesicle exocytosis; cellular response to cAMP; Rap protein signal transduction. The record is from RefSeq and is a predicted model, not a curated record. Gene Ontology annotation, molecular function: GTPase activity; GTP binding; GDP binding. Bases 2529 to 3083 code for a protein of 184 amino acids.